AUGAAUAGUACUUUUGAAUAUGCUCAGUCCAACCUUCCUUCCAAUACAAUUUUUAUAUUUUGGACACACACUCUAAAUGAAAUAGGCGCACGCAAUAACAAUGCUGGUAACUGGACACCCAAUCACUUCGUACCAUUAAUACUUCCAUCAAACAAUCCCGAAUUUCAAACCAAUCUGUCGCAUCCCCAGGUUCUUUCUUCUGAUACUACACCAACUAAAUCAACAAGGAAGAAUAGCAUUGCGACUCAAGUUCGUAUUCCAAAUUUCAACAUGGAGGACGGUGAACAGCAACUAUUUCUAACAUCUCCAAUGAUUUCCCAACCAGCGGAAGAAAUAUCAACAACCCCUCGGACCAAACGUAGGCAAUAUUCAAUAGAAAACAAUUCCAACGCAGACACAACCAAUGUUGAAAAUCAACGAACCUUAGCCCGGGAAAGAAUGUCCAUUAAUCGAGCACAAGCUAUACCAGAAGAAGUCGAACGCCAACGGGUACUUGCAAGGCAAAGAAGUGCAACUAGAAGAGCUACAUUAACACCGGAACAAGCAGAGCAACAACGGACUGUUGCUCGUGAAAGAAGUGCAUCCAGAAGAGCUUCAUUGACAACACACGAAAUUGAACGACAACGAGCACUUAAUCGGGAGAGAAAUGCUGCUACCAGAGCUUCUCUUACACCAGAACAAGCAGAGCAAAAACGGACCCUUGUUCGUGAAAGAAGUGCAUCCAGAAGAGCUUCAUUGACAUCACAAGAAAUUGAACUACAGCGAGCACUUACUCGGGAGAGAAAUGCUACUACCAGAGCUUCUCUUACACCAGAACAAGCAGAGCAACAACGUAUACUAGCUUCUAUGAGGACUAUGGCCACACGAGCUACUGCAUCGCCGAAAAUAGCGGAAGAACAACGAGUACUGACACGCAAGAGAAUUGCUACAAGGCGAGCUGCCUAUACGCCAGAAGAAGCUGAACAACAGCGUGAAGCGGCCCGCAGGAGAAGUCUUCUUAAAAAAACUUCGAAAAGUAAACAGAUAGUGACUAAAACAGGAGUAUGUAAAACUAUCGAAGUUGAAUGGCCAAAGCCUGCUGAUACGGAGUGCAAAACUAACUGUUUGAAGAAAUUCAUUCAACAAAUGUCUAUGGGUUCACUAGCAGAAGGUAUAUGUGGAAUAUGUAAUAUUCGUUGUUACCAGCGAGAUCUGCGACGUGUACCGUUGAAUAAAAUUCCAUCGAUUGAAUUACUUAAGACACCUGAGGAUCUUUGUAGCGUGAUUCCUUGUAUACAACGAACACAGAACUUGCAUUCCAAUGAAAAGCACAAUAUAAAUAAUGAUGUUGAUUUGGCAAUGGUUGAAGGUGAAGCAGAUAGCGAAGUACAAUCGUCAAUGAAUAACUUAUCAUUCACUAGUAUAAAGGAUGUAGUUUUUUAUGAACGAGGACUACAUCGUAGUCUUGAUAAGAAGAAACGUUAUUUUAUACAUUGUGACAUUUGCAUGGAGUGCUGGUCUGCAUUGACAAAGGAAAAAAUACCAAAGUUUUCGGUGGCCAACAAAAUAUGGAUGGGAGAUGUGCCAAAAGAACUGCAGGGACUAACCAUUCCUGAGCAAAGACUCAUUGCUGUAUACAGACACAAUAGUUGCAUCGUAAAAUUGCAUUCAUCUUUUUAUUCAGCAGCCACAGCUCAAUCGGCUAUUAAAGGCAACUGUAUAAGCUUUCCACAGGAUGUGGUGAACAUUGCUGCUACCUUACCAUUAGAGUUAGAGGAUCUAUGUGAUUCACUAAAAAUAAUUUUUGUCGGCUGUCGCACUCCGGAAAGAAAUCAACUAAAAAAUAUUUUGACAGUUCGAAAAAAGAAAGUACUGAACGCAUUACAAUGGCUCAGACAAAACAACCCACUCUAUCGAAAUGUAGUAAUUAAUCAAUCAAUAAUCGAUAAAUUACCUGACGAUGAUGUACCAGAAUGUUUGUGGGCAACAAUGCAAGUCUCCGACAACGUUGAAACUGCUACAAAUGAAAGAGCAAGUUAUAUUCCCGAUCUUUUGAUCAAUGCAUCUGAAUCAAAUAAUACAGCAAUUGUACCUUUAAUUCCGAGUGCUGUUUUAGAUGUUAAUGGUACCAAUAUUUCGUCUGAUGACGUUGCUGAACAUCUACUCGACCGAAUGAAGUUGCAAACCGCAGAGCAAACACGUGGACUGGCUUCUGAAAGAAGUAUCCAAAAAGAUACUGUAUACAUGAUUCCUCGUGGUAACAGACCGGUGAAUGAAUAUUCUAAUCCAAACCUAUUAUUAGGCAUCUUUCCUACGCUUUUUCCAUAUGGUUGUGGUUCAAUUGAAGAUGGUUCUCGACCGGUUAAAAUAGAUUUUCGUGAGCAUCUCAGAUAUCUUCUUUCGUUUGGAGAUCGUCGUUUUGAAGAACACUACUCAUUCAUAUUUGUUGUUUUCAAUAUUCUACAACGCCGUACUGCAUGCUUUCAUGCACAUUUAAUGACAUCAAGACCAUACUUUCAGCAAUCUGCACAACUUCUAGAGUCAUUGAGUUCUGCAGAUAUAGCAACAGCCCUUGUAAAUAUUUCAAAAGGAACGUAUUCAAGCAUUGCCGAUCAAAGAAUAAAUACACUUAUGAAGCAUAUCAGAGUUGUUGGUGGUCAUGUUAUGGGUUCAUCUCAUUCGCGGUCUGCUCUACGUACAAAAAUCCACUCUCUGUGUUUUAACGUUGGUCUCCCUAGCCUUUUUGUAACGAUCAAUCCCGCUGACAUACAUAGUCCAGUGGCACUUUAUUUUGCAGGUGUUGACUUAGACCUUGACAAGAUUCUACCAGAAACCUUGGGAACAAGUUAUGAACGUGCCAAAACAAUUGCAACUCAUCCAGUUGCUACUGCAAAAUUCUUUAAUUGUUUGAUAAAAAGUAUCUUGAAAUCUUUAGUUCUUGGUGGUAUACUUGGUCCUACAAAGGCGUACUUUGGUACUGUAGAGAGUCAAGGCAGAGGUUCACUUCACUUGCACCUUCUUAUUUGGCUCAAUCAUGACUUCACACCAACACAGCUGAAGCAACAAAUUCAAAACGAAGAUUUCCGUCAAAAACUACUGACGUAUUUAGAAGAUAUUGUAAAAGAAGAUUUAGAUCAAUUUCGAGAGGAAACUGAGCGGGUCGAAAAAGAAGUUAUUCCAGCCUGCCUACCAACACCUAAUCCCACACAUGACGAUUUUCAACGCAUCUUUCGCAACGAUGUCGUGCGCAUCGUCGAAACAUCUAAUAUUCAUCGGCAUUCGGCAACUUGCUAUAAAUACUCAAAAGCUAAGCCAGAUGGUUUGAAAACUUGUCGAAUGCGUAUGCCACGUGCUCUCGUAGAAAAUUCUCACAUCGAUGUGUCAACAGGUCAGAUAACUAUGCGUCGAUCACAUCCAUGGAUCAAUAACUUCAAUGAAUGGGUUAUAAGUGCUUGCCGAUGCAAUAUGGACAUUAAAUUCAUCUGGACUGGUAGCGAUGCUAAAGCUCUAGUGUACUAUAUAACUGAUUACGUCACAAAAUCAAGUCUUGCUUUCUAUGAUAUGUUUGCCCUUGCGCAACAAGGAAUCAAAUCCAUUGAGCAGCAACAAGCUACAUGUGGGACGGAAAGUGCUAUUGAAAAAUCGCGCAAACUCGUGUUACGAUGCUACAAUACGAUUGCUUCACAUCAAGAAGUUUCUGGUGUUCAAGUGGCAUCGUAUCUAAUGAACUAUGGAGAUCAUUACACUACGCACACAUUUAGAAAUAUUUUUCUGAUCUCGAUUGAAAACUAUCUGCAAGCGGAAAUAAUGAAAGUCAGACUAAGUGAAAAACAUAUUGAUGAAGAGGAAUCGGAUGAAUUAUCAAUACCCUUCCAUGAGGAUCAAGAAGACGAAGCAAAAGAAACUGAAGAACAGUUUAUUUUGGAACCAACAAAAACGAAAAGCGGGCACAGUUAUGUGAUGGUGAACACUCGUCUAGAUUAUCAGCAUCGAUCAAAAGAUCUAACAGCUUUAUGCCUAUAUGAAUUUAUUAGCCUAUUUCACAAAAAAGUAAUCGAUAAAUCAGACAGACGUUUAUUGACGAAUGCCAAGGCGUCUGAUGGUGAACGACUAAGCAUAGAAGGAACAAAGAUGAAUGAGCGACACACUUUUGCAAGCCUACAUCCACAAUCAUCAUCACAUAUUCUCAUUAAACAUACCAAUCCAGUUGUACCAGUUCUUCUGGGUCCUCAAAUACCGCGUCGGGAGAGAGAAGACACACGUGAACGUUAUUGCCGUGCAUUGUUGACUUUAUUCGUGCCAUGGAGAUCAGUGGGCGAUCUUUGCUCACUAAAAGAGACAUGGUCUCAGGCGUUGGAGGCUCGAAAACUGUCGAUCUCUGCUGACGCUCUGAAGAUUAUUGAAAAUAUACAGCUCUUGCAUGAAUGUAAAAAUGAUCGAGACGAACAUCUCCAUCAAAUUAUUACAGAAACUCCAACUAAUAUCAAAAUCGAUCCUAUUCUGAUUCCUAGCUGCUAUGAAAUUGAUGAAAAUAAUCCUGAAGACGACUCUGAGGAACUGUUACAAAUGCUUUCGUUGGUAAAUGAGAGCACCAUUAAAGCUUACUCUGCAUCUCUUAGCAGUCACGAGCAGCGUUACCUAUUUGAUGCAUUGGAAGCGAUUGACAAAACGACGAGAUUUGGAUCACUAAAUGAUUACAAAAAUCUAUCAAACAAAAAUUUCUCCUGGAUCGCAGAUGAUUUCAAUACAUUUAUAGUAGCAGAUUCACAUCAUGGAACUAUGAGUAAACAAUGGAAACAAGACAUUGAAAACAGAAAAGAUCAAGCAAGAAGUUAUUUAAUUUCAGGAGAAGACUCUUUGGAGGUACGAAAUGAUGAGGUCCAAGUUGAAGGCGUAACUUCUGAAAUACCUACAAGUCCAUUUAAAAUGAAUAUUGCCGCAGUACCACCUGUUACUACAACUAUAGCAAUUUCAUUGCCAACUAAAUAUGAUAUCAUCAGGAAGUUUACCCUGAACAGCCAGCAACAGUUUGCUUUCAUGAUUAUUACUGGUCAUCUAGAUGGCGACAACCAAUUUCAUACUGGUACUAUUGACAACCAAUUACUAAUGUGUGUGCCUGGUUGUGGUGGUACUGGGAAGUCUCAAUUGAUUCGUGCAAUUACGAAUUAUUUCCAAAUGACAAAGAGAGGAACAAUGCUGCGUAAAGUGGCACCAACAUCUAUAGCAGCGGCAGAGAUUGAUGGAUUAACAAUACACUCGUUUUUAGGCGAAAGUCGCAAAAAUUCCAAAAAAAGACAAACCAGAACUUUUAGACCAGGCGACACAAAGUUAGAAAACGAGUGGCGCCAUGUGAAGUACUUGAUUAUCGACGAGAUUAGUAUGGUAGGACUUAGUCUGUUGGCCCGACUCAAUAGAAUAGUGAAAACAGCGAAACAUAUUAAUAUGGAUGCUCCAUUCGGUGGUGUAAAUAUGAUCUUUUUUGGCGAUUACUUACAAUAUUCUCCAGUGUUAGAUAAACCUCUGUAUCAUACCCACGCAUUAGCGCAGCAGUAUAAUGAACGUCAAAUCGAAAUGCAAUGUGCACAGAAGAUAAUAUCUCAAAUUAAUUGUGUUGUCGAAUUGAACCAGCAAAUGCGGACGGAAGAUGCAAGAUAUCUAGAACUAUUAACUAGGUUAAGAGAUGGGAAAUCAACAGUCGAGGAUUAUCAACUUCUUUGUACACGAGUAAUUGGAGCUCCAAAUUUGAAGAUAUCUUUGCAACAGAAACCGUGGAACGAAGCUCCUAUAUUGGUUUUUCGAAACACACUUCGAACUCAACUAAACAAUCGAGCUGUACUGAAUAAAGCAAUUGAGACGGGAAUCAGACCGGUUGUUUGUGUCGCUCAGGAUUAUAUACGAAAUAAGGCCAUUGAUGAUUCAAGAUUACGCAAAGCAAUUCUCGAACUGCCCGACAAUAAAACAGAGCAUCUUCCAGGUUACUUACCACUUGUGCCGGGUAUGCCCGUUUUACUGACGGAAAAUAUUGCGACCGAGCUAGGGCUCUCUAAUGGUACACGUGGAAUAUUUCGUCAGCUCGUAUAUGAUGAACUUUCUGAAGAUGUUCAAUUCGAUGUGGCCAUUUUCCCGAAGCAUACUAAAUUUAUAACACGACCAAAAUACGCUUUGGUUGAGUUUUCGAGCUGCAAGCUUGCUUCCGGACUGAAAGAUCUUGAGAAAAAAAUAAUUCCGAUCUCUCUUACUGAACAAACUUUUACAUACGAUAUCAAGGACCUGCUUACCGAAACUGUUUCAAAAGCUGCAAAGGUAGUCAAACGACCAACGAAAAUUGUGAUCAAGCGUAAAGCUCUUCCAUUAAUACCCGCCUAUAGCAUAACAACACAUAAAAGCCAAGGUCAGACACUGAGAAAAAUCUUUGUUGAUCUUGUUACGCCUCCUGGUCCCGUUGAAGUGGCAUCAGUUUAUGUUCCAUUAUCACGUGUUAAACGACUGGGUGACCUCCUGAUUGUGCGUCCGUUUAAUUUCUCAUCUCUACAAGUGAAACCAACUGCAGCACAAAUGGAAGAACUUAACAGAUUAAACAAGAUUGCAAUAAAAACUCGAAAACAUUUUCCUACUACCUAG
Messenger RNA from Rotaria socialis, 6600 nucleotides. Lineage: Eukaryota; Metazoa; Rotifera; Eurotatoria; Philodinida; Philodinidae. The record is from the annotation of a GenBank genome assembly.